UCAAAUAAAAUUCUCUCUUCUCUCCCUUUCUCUCUACUGAUUUGUCUCUUGUGUCAUCUUCCCUUUUCUCCGCUCUGAUGUCCAUUGCAUCUCAUUCUUCCAUCUCAGAAACCCUAGAUUAAUCUAGGGUUUCCAUGGUGGGUUUUGUUCUUCUACUGAUCUGUAAUCAUAACAACUGUUCCGCCUCCUUCCUCGUUGCUUAAGCCUUUUUGCUUCCUCUGCUUUUUGCAAUUUCAAAAUCUGCAAUUUCCUUCGCCUUCUGAGUUCGAAGUUAGCUUCUUCCUGGUUCUUUCCUUAGGGUUCUGCAACAAUCUGGAUCUUAGUCUCCCCCUCUGUUUUUUUUUUUUGGGAUUUUGAUUAAAAACUCAACUUGAUUUUGGGUGUCACCAUUCUCUGGAAAAACCUUUGUAAAACCCUAGUUUUGGAACGUCAUUGUUGCUCUCUCUUGUCUCUUGGAAAGAGUUUAGGAUUAGGAUUCUCGCUCCCCCUCUUAUUUCCCCCCUACUUUCAAGGGUUUUUUUUUUUCUGGGCGGUUGAGAUUUUGUUUCAGAGUUCGGUCUUUCACUUGGACUCAACCACUGUUAUAGGAAAAAGAACCCUAGAAGUUUCUCUCCACCAUACUUGAAUCCUCAGGGAGAAGCUUUCUUAGUUUUAAAUGCAUGGAUGGGCGAGGAGCUAUGGCAUUCCCCGACGCACACUCUUCGUUCUACCAUCUCCAGAGAGGAGCCUUCAGCGCGAUCUCCGCAUCCCAGGCGACGAAUGCACUUCACGCGCCGCCCGGGAUGAGGCCGAUGUCCAACCCUAAUAUACCUCCGCAGUCCAAUGCAGGACCUCCCUUCUCCAUUGGCGAGCACAGGCACCAGGAUUUUGGCCAUGGCUUUCACAUGGGAAUGGCUUCUUCCGCGGCGACGCUGCCACCAACUCCAGCGACAGAGCCAGUGGUGAAGAAGAAGCGUGGACGGCCGCGGAAAUAUGCUCCUGAUGGUCAGGUCUCUCUUGGGCUCUCUUCGUUGUCCUUACCUAAUAAGCCUAAAAGCUCUUCCAUGUCGGAUCCCAAUGCGCCUAAACGAGCCAGAGGCCGACCUCCGGGAACGGGAAGGAAGCAGCGUUUGGCUAAUCUUGGUGAGUGGAUGAACAGUUCAGCUGGACUUGCUUUUGCACCGCAUGUGAUCAGUGUUGGAGUAGGGGAGGAUAUCAUUUCGAAAAUUCUGUCAUUCUCUAUGCAAAGGCCAAGGGCUGUUUGUAUCAUGUCUGCAACUGGAACUGUUUCUUCAGUAACGCUACAUCAACCUGCAUCUUCUGUGCCUUCUCUGUCAUUUGAGGGGCGAUUUGAGAUAAUAUGUUUGUCGGGAUCUUAUUUGGUGAAUGAAGAGGGUGGGCCUAGAAGCCGAACUGGCGGUAUUAGUGUCUCACUUUCUAGCCCUGAAGGCCGUGUGAUUGGUGGUGGAGUUGGAAUGCUUAUAGCCGCCAGCCUCGUCCAGGUUGUGGCAUGUAGCUUUGUAUAUGGAAGUUCAAAAGCCAACAAAGCAAGCAAGCAAGAGAAUGGUCCAGAAGAAGAGAACGGCAAUGACAUUGGAACGCCGGCUGGCAGUAGUGCACCACAGCCAUCAGCUCAGACACCGAACUUCUCAGCUCCUCCUACAAUGGCCGGGUGGUCUGGUUCUACUGCCAGAUCGCUCGACUCGAGAAACCUCCAUCUCACUGAUAUUGACUUGACUCGUGGAUGAAGGAUGAUGAAACUUUUCCAUGUUAUUUGCCUCCUUAGCUUGAAGCAGCAGCAUACAGAAAGUGGGUGCUGUACAUAAAAUGUGUUGUAGAGUUUACUUGGAUUCCCUGGGAAUGAUCCUCUGAAAAAAUUUCCAGAUUGGCCUGAGAGUUCUUGUUAGUUCCCGGGAUGAAAACUCUUUCGAAUUCCUAACAUUUUGUUGUAAUUGAAAUCCUCUUCAGGGUUUAAGGCA
Messenger RNA from Tarenaya hassleriana, 1958 nucleotides. Its product is annotated as AT-hook motif nuclear-localized protein 5. Gene Ontology annotation, molecular function: minor groove of adenine-thymine-rich DNA binding. The record is from RefSeq and is a predicted model, not a curated record. The coding region runs from base 660 to 1727 and encodes 355 amino acids. The transcript has 5 exons. NCBI's taxonomy places the organism in Eukaryota, Viridiplantae, Streptophyta, Magnoliopsida, Brassicales, Cleomaceae.